UGACUUCAUUGACAUGCAACACAACUCUACUAUCCAUCAUACAAGAUUUUAUUGAUCAAAGAAAGCCUGGAUACUACGCCCAUGGAAUGUUGUCACAUGACAGCAGUAAACCUGGUGGACAGUACACACCCAGCAAAUAUACAGAUCCUAGAAAUCACAAAUACAAUGUUGACUCCUUGCACACAGAGACGCCCACUAAUUCACACAAAAAUGGACAGCACUAUGCUGAGGAGUACCAGUCUCUGCUGAUCAGAUCCGAAGCACUGAAAAAUGAGAAAGAUGUUAUUAAAGAGAGUUUGAAAAGUUGCACACAAAAUAUUUCACAACAGAAAAAGCAAAUAGGUAAUAUUGCCAGAGAGGAAGAUAAACUAUUGGAGCAAAUAGCAGCACUUCAAGAAAGACUGGACAGUUUACGAACACACAAGAAAGACUAUGAGCAGAAAAUGAAAAAUCUGAUAGAAACUCAAGAAGAGGAAAACAGUAGACUGAUGUUGGUAGAGGAUACACUGAGAACAAUUCACAACAAUUUGGAAAAGGUCAAGUUGUUGGCAAAUAAUUUCAACGUUCAAGUUGGAAAUCAGUGAUGGUACCAGCAAGAGAAACAUGAUUGAAGCCACUUCAUUAGAAUUGGCUAGAUACAAUACAGCUUUUGUGCAACCUGUCAUAUUUUUUCCAUGUUUCACAUUCAUCAAAUUAAGGUUAUGUAUUUGGCACAUUUGUUUCACCCAUUGUACCAUUCAUUGAUCACAUCAACUUAUUGCAUUUCCAUCUUAACUUCAAACACUAGAGAUCUAAAAGUUCUUAUCAUAAGUUAAUGAACAAA
This is a messenger RNA of Saccoglossus kowalevskii, 823 nucleotides long. RefSeq lists its product as uncharacterized. NCBI's taxonomy places the organism in Eukaryota, Metazoa, Hemichordata, Enteropneusta, Harrimaniidae. Gene Ontology annotation, biological process: protein monoubiquitination; DNA damage tolerance. Gene Ontology annotation, molecular function: single-stranded DNA binding; ubiquitin protein ligase activity. The record is from RefSeq and is a predicted model, not a curated record.